Perognathus longimembris pacificus (Pacific pocket mouse) is the source of this 6822-nucleotide messenger RNA. It is a transcript of the gene Slx4, whose product is annotated as SLX4 structure-specific endonuclease subunit. The coding region runs from base 879 to 6071 and encodes 1730 amino acids. The record is from RefSeq and is a predicted model, not a curated record. Lineage: Eukaryota; Metazoa; Chordata; Mammalia; Rodentia; Heteromyidae. Gene Ontology annotation, molecular function: enzyme binding; DNA binding. Gene Ontology annotation, cellular component: nucleus; Slx1-Slx4 complex. The transcript has 14 exons. Gene Ontology annotation, biological process: interstrand cross-link repair; resolution of meiotic recombination intermediates; meiotic DNA double-strand break processing.
CCAAACCUCACUAAGCUGUAAAUAAGACCCAAACAUUGCAUACAGGCUUCACUAUAGUCAUCUGUUGAAGAGAUGGGGAAAAGUGGCCUUUCCUCUCCCCUGUUAUGUUCAGGGCAUAUCAGUCAUUGCAGCUCUUUGCUGCUGAUAAAUCUUCUAGCUGGGGGUGUUAUGCCAGAGUAAGGAGGUAGGGUCCCUAGACUUGGGAAUCUUCCUGUUUCUGCGACAGCUUGCCUUCAUGGGGUUUGUUCUCCAGAUUUUGGUAAAAACCACUCUCCCAUGAUGCACACUAUUUUUCUGCCUGUGGAUAUGUAUGCCAACAAUAUGUGUGCGUUGGCAUAUCUCUGAUGCUAACCAAGCCAUGCUAAGCACCUGACAGUAUUGUCACUCUAGAGACCUGCCCUAUCUCACGUGCUAUUGUUCCUUCCUGGAAAAAGAUGGCAUAAAUUGGCAAUUGUCCAGUCACACUUUGAUGCUUUUGAUUUUCUACAGAUGUAAAACUGAAUGAGCCCACGACCUUCACGAGAAAUGGAGAUUUGGGAGAAUCAUCUGAGUGCCUCAUUCACACAUAUUCUAGUUCAGAGGCAGCUGCUGGGCAACAAGAUACUCUUCAGCUAUGAACUUGUAACAGAGGAAAGCUUCAAACCUAUUAUUUAACUGUGGGUCCAAUUUGCAGAAAGAUAAUUAAAUAAUUAUAGAGAGGAACAAAAUAUUUUUGCUCAGCUGUGGAAACUUAAGUGGCUGGGUGAGAAGCAGAGGGGAAGCCAGGAGGGUGAGGCCCAGCGAGGUUAUACACAGGUUUGGUUUUUCAGCUGUGGAUAUGCCCUAAGACUGGCCCUCGCUGCCCUAAAGACCAGUCUGAGAGCCUUCACACUGGUCAGAUGAUGGAUGAGUCUGAUGAUGAUUUUAAAGAACUCUGUGCCAGCUUUUUCCGAAGGGUAAAAAAAAAUGGAACUGAAGAAGUAUUUGGAGAAAAGAAAACACGAAAGAUCUCAAGCAAUACUCAGAUAAGAAACAAAUUGAAAAAGGCCAAACAACCUGCUACCAAGAAGACCUUUCAAGACACUGUGAAGAAGAAACCUCCUUCGCACAGCCAGGCUGCUAGGACUGAGCAGGAAGGAGCAAUCAAAUCACAAGGAAGUGAAGCUGCUCUCCCCGUGAAUGGAGAAGAAGGUAUGCUUACUCCUGCUCCAGAGUUUCCUGUGCUCUGGGAAAAAGCACAGAGCAUCCAAACAGAGAGUGCUCCUGAUAGUGACUCCAAGGCUGCCGCAUCCCGUUUAACACCAGCCAGGCCAAGUCCAUCCAGAUGCCAUGCUGCGGAGCUGGUCGUCCAGCGGAUGCAGCAGUUCAAGAGAGUAGACCCUGAGCGUUUGAGUCAUGCUUCCGAAGAGUGCACCCUUAAGGGUGCCCUGGAAGAACAAGGCCCAGAGAAUCCUUCCGAGGAGAUGGCGGCAGGAAACGGGUUCGAGCUUGGCCUCCCUGCCACAGACAGCGACACUGCGGUGGCCUUUGCCCUGCAGCAGGAGAUUGGAAGGGAAGGUGCCUCCACAUGUGAUGAUGGCCUGGAGGAGAAGGGCUUGUUCUUCUGCCAGAUGUGCCACAAGGACCUCUCGACGAUGACCGUGACCCGCAGGGGGCAGCACGUGAACAGGUGCUUGGAUGAGGCUGAAAGGAUACGGAAGUCUUCUGUACCCCAGAUCCCGGAAUGCCCAAUUUGCGGCAAACCAUUCCUCACCUCCAAGAGCCGAGCCAGUCACCUGAAGCAGUGUGCAGUGAGGAUGGAGGUGGGGCCCCAGCUCCUGCUGCAGGCUGUGCGGCUGCAGGCAGCUCAGCCCAGGGAGGGCAGCAGCCCACCUUUCCCCAGCUUCAACUACACUGGAGGUCUGAAACGGAAAAGAGCCACAAACAAGGAGCCACAGAAGAGGCAGAAGGUGAAGCCAGAGCCUUUAUCUGAAGACUUGAUGAUGGCCAUGGCUCUGUCCCGGUCUGAGAUGGAGCAGAGUCCUGCUGUGCCUGCACUCAGACUGGAAAGUGCUUUUUCAGAACAGAUAAGGCUAGGCGCGGAGAAGAAGAGUCGCAAGAAGAGAGUCCUGCUGUCCCCACCACAGCUGUUAGUCCAGGACCCCGAGACCACAGGUAGACAGAUCGAGGAUCGCGUGGCCCAGCUCCUGGCAGAAGAGAUGGAACUGUCCACCACACCACCACUUCCUGCCAGCAGGAUUCUCAAGAAAGAAGAGUUGGAAAAGGCAGGCUGGUACCUGCAGCUCCCUGAAGGGAAGCAGAACUUUCUGUGGGAGGGCAGCGCCCUGACCGGAGCCUUGGCUGCAGAGUCCUUCUACACAGCUGACCUGAUCCCUCUCAUUGUGCCUCAGAAGCCCACUGAGGAGCCUGUACUACCACUGGUGCUAUCUGAGAAAUCACAGCCAAGUGUUCAAAGGCCACCCACCUUCCGAAGCAGUCCCACUGUUGGUCCUGGCUGGCACCGACCACUGUCGGCCAGCCAGAGGGAGCAGCAGGCUCUCCAGGACCUCAUGGACUUGGCAAAGGAGGGGCUAAGCGCCAGCCCCUUACCCAACAGCUCAGAAGAGCUCUCAGGGUUGGAUUUGCUACCCAGCCAACUUCCACUGACUGGGUUUGUCCUGUCUCCCAAGGAGAAGCACCCCGAGAGGAGCAGCCUCGCUUCGCACUCCCUCAGCUUGCUGGUCUCUGACUUUGGCACCAUGGUCAACAACCCACACCUGAGUGAUGUCCAGUUCCAGACAGACAGUGGGGACCUGCUUUAUGCCCACAAGUUUGUUCUGUAUGCCCGAUGUCCACUGCUCAUUCAGUAUGUAAACAGAGAAGGCUUCUCAGCUGUGGAGGAUGGGGAUCCCACUCAGCGUGUCCUGCUGAGCGAUGUGAGGGCCGAAGCAGUCUACGCAUUCCUGCAGUACCUCUAUGCCGCAGACCUCGACCUGCCCUCCCACCUGGCUCCUGACCUGCACUCUCUGGCCAUCAGGUUUGGUGUGAGUGACCUUGCUUAUCUGUGUGAACAACUGCCAGCUGUGACAGACUUGGAGCAUGAACAACAGGAAAAGGAAUAUGAGAAUUGUGAAAGCAGAGCAGAGACUUUCCAAGAACUCUUGAGGUCAGUAUGGGGAGAUGAAGAAGAGGAAGCAGAGACUUUGGUGAAAUUUGAGGGCCAUGAAGAAGACAGAGAAAAAGUAAAUGAAGCAGAAAUGGAAGAAAUUUAUGAAUUUGCAGCGACUCAAAGGAAGUUGCUUCAAGAGGAAAAAGCAACAGACCAAGACAAGGACAUUGACCUGCUCAGGGAGGACAGUCCAGGUGCUGAGCCUUCCCAGCCAGGAGUCGAGGGGAACGAAAAGUUGGAGAAGGCAGAACAAAUGGAGUCAGCUUGGCCAGAAAAAGAUGAGACUCCAGCCAGCUUGGAAAAUUCACAACAUUCCCUUCAGCUCCAGGACCAGUGCUCAGACAGGACAGAGAAAGCAGAGACUCAUGAGCAAGAGGCCCCACAGGAGACGCCUGGGCACCGCAGCUCCUGCAGCCCUUCAGCAGGCUGCCAGGAAGGGAGUAAAGAUGGCUCGCUCUCGCUCCCAAUCACAGUCCAUGAUUAUGAGCAGCUCCCUGCAUCAACUCACGAUGAAUUCUUUGAACUGUUCCAAACAACAAGCAGUCACAAUGAGCACAAUGACACUGUUGGGGAGUCAGAGACAGAGACAGUCUGUCCCCCAACCCCUCAGCAACAGUCCCCUGGAAGUAGACGUCCUAGCCAGUCACAGCCUCACCUUCGCCACACAAGCAACUCGUCCCUGUCCCUGUCAACGCCCCACUCAUGCAGUGGUGUUUCCAAGAUGGCUUCCCCAAGGUCACCAUGUCCAGGGAAACUGGCAAAGCGCAAGAGGGACAGUAGCUAUCUCACAUUACUGAAGGAGCCAGGCCAGCAGAGAAGCAAAAGACGGAGUUCCACAUUGAAAGGCAAAAAUAAGAGCAUUCAGAUUUCCCCCAAAAAUUCUCAACCCAUUGAUCUGACCCAGUCAAAAUCUGACCGCUUGAGUUCCAGGUCCCAGAAUCCUUCAUCCCACGUGAACAAAGAGGAUGAAGUCAUCCUUUUACUGGAUUCAGAUGAAGAGCUAGAGCUAGAACACACUAAAGCGAAGUCAGUUUCUAAUGAUCCCCCUGGAAGAAAUGUCCUAGACACCAGCCUCAAGUCCUCUGAGUUAUUUUCAGUCAUAGAUGUGGACGCAGAUCAGGAAAACUCUCCAAGCCCACGGAGAAGAGAAGUUAGGCUGCAGCCAGAGGAAGGGGAGAGGCAACUGGAGAGUCAGGUCCCGGUGGGCAGCAGAGGGACACCUGAGCUGUUCUGUGACCAGGAGAGUAGCCCUGAGGAGGAUAACACCACAGAUAACUCAUGGAUGGUACCUGCCACCCCCUUGGCCAACAGGAGCCGUGACUGCUCAUCACAGACCCGAAUCACAAGCCUCAGGAUGAGGACCCCAGUGGACAAGAAGGCUCAGCACCUGCCCGAGGCCUCCACAGAAUGUAGGGCUGAGAUGGAAACAACACAGAAGUUCUCGGUAAUCAUGCCACAUAUGUCACCUGUCACCUGCCCAUACCCCAGGCGCCACAGGCUCUCUUUGCUGGCACCAAGUCCUGUCUCAAGAGGCUGCCCUGAUUUCACUAGGCAAUACCAGAAAUGCUCUCCACAGCGGCUGGGUCUGCCAAAUGAGAUUGCUGUGAGCGAAGUGGUGGAAGUUGGAGACAGCGAAGAUGAGGAGGAGGAGGCCACCUCCCAUCGGGCAAACAGCAGCCCCCUGCUAGACAGUGACCCCCCAAUUCCAGUGGAUAACUGCUCUUGGCAUGCUGAGCCUCUUUCACCAAUUCCAAUUGACCACUUGAACCUGGAGCGAACCGGCCCUCUGAGCACCAGCAGUCCCAGAAGUAGGACCCAGGAGGCCCUGGACAAUGGUGGCUGCUACUCCCCAGGACUGCCAGAUACCACCCUAAACCAGGGAAGCUUCACUGCCCAGGGAGAGCUUCCAGAGCGGUCCCCACGGGCCAGCACCCCAGGAGGAAGCAACCGUCUGAGCUUUCUGAACCCAGCUUUGUGGGAAGACUGGGAUGAGGAAGAGGAGAUCUCUCCAGAGGCUCCUUUUGGAGCCCAGACACCACAUGCCCAAACUCAGAAACGAGCAAGGCCAGAGACACCAAGAGGUGCUAAUCAGAAGAAUCUGCCCCCCAAAGUGCCUAUAACUCCAAUGCCAAGAUACUCCAUCAUGGAGACCCCAGUGCUGAAGAAAGAAUUGGACAGGUUUGGAGUCCGCCCAUUGCCCAAACGCCAGAUGGUUCUAAAACUAAAAGAGAUUUUUCAGUAUACACACCAGACCCUGGAGUCAGAAUCUGAGGAUGAAAUCCCACCCUCACAGGUGCCCCCCGAGGUGCCUUCCAGCCAGACCCUCACGACUGAGACUGACAAGCCUUUGAGCACCAGAGGCCAUACCCAGCUCAAAGCAUCUCUGAGUCCUGGGACCCAAAGGUCCAAGGGGCCUAUGAAGACCAAGAGCCCCCGGCAUUGUGUGCUGCCGCCCAGCGAAAGCAUCACACUUCCGAGCAGGUCACCAGCUGGCCGGCCACCCCUAGGCUCUCCAGGUCCUGAUGGUGACACCCAGUUCCUAGGCUCCCAGGAGUCAGUGGCCACCUCUGUGGACAGCAGCGACAGCUCCUUUAGCUCACAAAGUUCUUCCUGCGAGUUUGGAGCUCCCCUGGAGUCUGCAGGGGAAGGGGAGGAGGUGAGCGCUUCGCAGGCAGCCAUCCAGACAGCAGACAUGGAGGAGACACUGAGAUGCUAUGUCCGCUCUAAGCCGGCACUGUACCAGAAGGUGCUGAUGUACCAGCCCCUCGAGCUGUCGGAGCUACAGGCUGAGUUGAAGCGGGAUGGCAUCCAUGUGGCCACAGCAAAGCUGCUGGACAUCCUGGACACCCAGUGCAUCACCUUCACCACUGCUGCAUCACGGAAGGAGAAGCUCAAGAGGAGGGGGCAGCAGCGCCUGGGCAGGAAGAGAAAGGAGCGGAAUUAACCAGCCCCCACCCUCCCCACUCUGCUCUGCUCCACUCCACAGGACGUCUGUGUGAGAGCCUUGGAGCCCAUGGGGGGCAGGAUCCACAGGCAUGUCACGCUGGAACAUCAGCCUGUGCCUGAACAAUGGACAUGCCUGCACCCCUGCCUCUGCUCUCCACCAGCUGGGCCAUGUUGCCCACUGCUUUUAGGAUCUGACCCUUCCUCGGUCAACACAGUUUGUCUCCCUCUAGCACAGUAGAGCCCCCUCAACCCCCGCCAUGUGUUCAUGAGGCCUUGGCUGUUCCCCAUCUGUCAGUGGGGUGCUAGGCCCCAAGCACAACUGCCCCAGAGUACACUGAGGUAGGCAUCAGAUCUGCUAUCUGCCUGCCUCCCCAGUGCUCAGGCUAAUCCCAGCCGCCACCAGCAGACCAGGCAUGCACGCGUCCCACCCCACACCCAGGUGUUACUCCCAGACACCUGUCAUCACCAGCAGUCUCCAGAUGAGCCAGGGGACAAGGGCUCAAGUCUGAAGCCCCUAAAACAGACAUGGUGUGUGGUAGCGGGUUCCAUUCACAUGUGUCAAAGCUGCCUCAACCAGCAGCAGUGUGGAACACACAGGGAACGUUGGGCCUCCACAGCCUGCAAAUGACCUCGUCAUCGUAAACACAGUGCAGUUGGUUUUUUUUAUGAUGUGCAAUAAAAUGAAGGCUUCAUAGAAAUGUUCCAGUAAAAUUGUAGUGAUGCAGGCCACAAGUUCAGUGGCUGCUGAU